Molecule: messenger RNA, 1973 nt
Organism: Chelonoidis abingdonii (Abingdon island giant tortoise)
Lineage: Eukaryota; Metazoa; Chordata; Testudines; Testudinidae
Source: RefSeq, a predicted model, not a curated record
AAUGUCUGUGGACUCUAUUACAGAUCUUGAUGACAAUCAGUCCCGACUGCUAGAAGCUCUUCAACUCUCUUUGCCAGCUGAAGCUCAAAGCAAGAAAGAAAAGGCAAGGGAUAAGAAACUAAGUCUGAACCCUAUUUAUAGACAGGUUCCCCGGCUUGUAGAUAGCUGCUGCCAGCAUUUAGAAAAACAUGGUCUCCAGACAGUGGGAAUAUUCAGAGUUGGAAGCUCAAAAAAGAGAGUCAGACAGUUACGGGAAGAGUUUGACCGUGGUGUAGAUGUUGUGCUAGAAGAAGAACACAGCAUCCAUGAUGUUGCUGCUUUAUUAAAGGAAUUUCUACGAGACAUGCCAGAUCCACUUCUCACCAAAGAACUUUACUCUGCCUUCAUCAACACUCUCUUAUUAGAGCCAGAUGAACAACUAAGCACCUUACAGCUUCUUAUUUAUCUUCUACCUCCCUGUAACUGCGACACCCUACAGAGACUCCUGCAGUUCCUCUUUACGGUGGCUAGCCAUGCAGAAGACAGCACAGACAAAGAUGGCCAGGAGGUUAUUGGGAACAAAAUGACAUCACUGAAUCUGGCCACAAUAUUUGGGCCUAACCUGUUGCACAAGCAGAAGUCUACAGACAAAGAAUUCACAGUUCAGAGUUCAGCUCGAGCUGAGGAGAGUACUGCAAUCAUUGCUGUUGUACAAAAGAUGAUUGAAAACUAUGAAACGCUUUUCAUGGUUCCCCCUGACCUACAGAAUGAAGUGCUAAUUAGUUUGUUAGAGACUGACCCAGAUGUUGUGGACUAUUUGCUGAGAAGGAAAGCUUCCCAGUCAUCAAGCCCUGAGAUGCUGCGAUCAGAAGGUUCAUACUCUAUGGGAGGGAGACAUUCUUCCACGGACUCCAACAAAGCCUCAAGUGGAGAUGUCUCCCCUUAUGACAACAACUCACCAGUACUGUCUGAACGGUCGCUGAUGGCAAUGCAAGAAGAUGUUGCCCUCAGUUCAGAUAAGCUGUACAAGGUACCUGAACAAUACAUGUUGGUUGGCCAUUUGCAAUCUAAAUCAAGAGAGAAUUCGCCUGGAUCAUGGGCUGGGAAAGAUGUUCCAGAGGAUUAUUUCAAUAUCUGGGGCACCUGGCAUUCAACACUGAAAUGUGGCUCCAAAGAUCCAGGAAUGACAGGUUCAUAUGGAAACAUUUAUGAAAGCAGCUCAUUGCAACCUGGACGGUGCUCUCUUUCCCAAGGGAACCUAUCAUUGAAUUGGCCUCGGUGGCAGGGUAGUGCCACAGAAUUGGACAAUGGAAAGCAAAUAAUCCGAAGGAGUCAGACUACUGCUGCCAUUCCUGAAUGUAGGCCUCAUCCCCCAGUGUCUCGUGUUUGCAGUACUUCGCAAAUUGAAGGUGGCAGAAGGAAUUCAGACCAGUCCAAUUCAAGGUCUGAGCGGCAUUUGACUUUCAGUAGUGCAGAGGACCUUACAGAGCAUGACUCAAAUGUGGGUUGUUUGCCGAGAACAGCUAAACCUUCAUACCUGAGACAAGAAGGUAUAAGUAGAAAGGAGAGGCCACCACCCCCAUAUCCUGGCCCAAAAAAACAAACUUCUGCAUUGUCCCAGCGACCAACUCUCUCUUCAACAGUGCACUCAUUGUGGAGACUUCAAAGACCAGAAAAAAGUUCAGGGACCACAGCAGCAGGAGGACCAGCAGCUGAAUCAACUGACCAAUCCACCUCCAGUCAGCAGUGGCAGGCCUCACAGAACAAAGUGGGUAACACCAAUUCCACUCCUGCCAAUAAUCAGAACAAUAAAAAUGUAUCAGAGCCAGACUGGCAUGAUUGGCAAAGAGAGCGGUGGCAAAUUUGGGAGCUUUUAUCAGCUGAUAACCCAGAUGCCCUCCCUGAAACCCUUGUAUGAUCAGACUCUUAACAGAGAACUGCCCUCCAAGCCUACGCUUCUCUUGAAUAGGGAAAGAAUAGUGACAUUAGAAAAC